AUGGGUAUGCUUCAAAUAGGUAUUUUAACCGUUCUAUUGAUCACUGAUGCGGUAAACACAUUACGUCUUAAGGGGAAAUGGAAUCCAUCCAACAGAUAUUUGUUUUUGACAAAGUUUGGCUUUCAACGGACUCAAAUUGAUGAACUUGAAGCCACAAGGGGUUAUAUUUAUGGGACAGUGAAACUGGAAAACGUGUCAAAUACACAUAAUUUGACAGACAUUGCUACAUUGGUUUUGGUUGACGGUGAGUUCAUUAUGGAUCUUUAUGGAAACGCCACAGAAUCAAUAUGGACACAAAAUGUAACUGGUAUGACAUAUCAGGAAAGUCAGUGGCUCAUGGAAACUGAACGUUGCAACAAAAUGUUUGAUAAAAUCAACUCUCUUGCUUGGCACAAGACGUGUUCCCCCACAGGAGAAAUGGAUUUACUUCGAUCCGUACCCUGUUCUUCAUCUGGGCUUUGCGCGGAGGAGGAUGAUCCUGAAAGUGUAGUACCGAAUUCACAAUUUACUUUUAUUGUGCAAGACCUUCGGCAACCACGUUAUUGGUAUUUGAGUUUGGUCGCAUGUAAACGUAAUUUAACUACAUGCAAAUGGGAGACUACUGCAAUUCCUCGUCAUUCAAAUUCAUCAUUAUCAUCGUCAUCAACUUAUUCCUUAUUAACAGUGAUUUAUGAUAUAUGGCUUGUUAAUGGUGAACCAAAAUUACAGUCUUUCAAUCAAUUUGAACAUCAUUUCUCUUUUGAAACACAUGGAAUCGCACAAAUGUUUUUUAUAUUUCUGUCACUCUAUAUUAUUUUGAAUAUAACAACACAUAUCAAACUGGCCAACAACCGUUCACUUCAUGUUUGCCUCUACCUUACUCAUCUUUGGUUGGCUAGUCUAGGAACACUGUUGGCUGCUGUUCACUGGGGUGUUUUUUCAUUCGAUGGUCUGGGACUAGGUCUGAUUUCAGAGCUGGGAACAGUAAUUACACAAUGGGCAGACUCAGUGUUCCUAGCUGUCCUAUUGUGUACAUGUCAAAUGGGUUUCAGUCCUCAAUGUCCGUCAAUCGCAUUCCAAUCUUGUGAUACUUCCAAAGCUCUUCGUCCACUAACCUCCAAAGUUUUUUCCACUUUACCAACCGGAUUCCUCCAUCUUGGUAAAUUUAGUCAUAAAUUGUACAGUUACGAUCCUAUCCAAGAAAAUAUUUAUGUUAGGCCAUCAACUAAUCAGGAAAAGUCCACAUCAUUUUGGCCAUAUGUAAUUUUAUUGGUUACUCUGUUGGUCGGAGUCAAAACUUUACUGUAUAUAUGGGCUAUGUUUGAUAGAGACCCUGUAAUCGAUUUUUCUGUCUGGAAUACAGUACCUGGUUGCUUAUUGUUAGCCUUAAGAAUUUGCCUAGUGUUCUGGAUAUUAGUAGUUGUAGGACGCAGGCAUUUUAUAGCACAGAUUUGCUCUGAGUCGUACAAUAUGGAUCUAUGUAUCUUGGGGCCAAAUAUUAAUACAAUGCAAUUUGCCGCUGGUUAUCUCCUGUGGAUUGUUAUCUUACCAUUAGUAGUGUUUAUCGGUGAGACUAGUGUAUCUCCCUUGUGGCGAACAAAAACUAUAUCAAUAAUAUGCUUCUCUACUGAUUAUGUCGCGGCUGUUGCGUACGCUUGUCUUUUAUGGCGUUCGAACUCACUUUUGGAUGAAAACGUAUUGGGUCAUCGUUGCUCAAUCUGUUGUAACAGAAAGGUCGAGGAUUUCGAUGAAAUAGACCACUGUCAUGGUAAAGACAUUUCAAGUCUACUUAGGAGCACAAGGAAACAGCUCAACACGAAGCAACAGCAGCAACACUGUGUACAUUGUCGUGCUCACCUUGCUCGUCAUCAAGAUCUUAUUUCCAAGUCAUUUCAAGGAAGUCAAGGUCGCGCAUAUCUGUUCGACACGGUUGUUAAUGUUUCUUGUGGGAAACCAGAAGAAAGGCUCCUACUCACCGGUCUCCAUUCUGUAGCAGAUAUCUAUUGUGAUUGUUGUCAUACAGUAUUAGGUUGGAAAUAUGAACAAGCUUUUGAAUCUAGUCAAAAGUAUAAAGAAGGAAAGUAUAUCAUAGAAUUAGCUCAUUUAAUUAAAGACAAUGGAUGGGAUUGGGUAGUUUCUGAAUUAGAACAACGAAGACCUUAUUGA
Messenger RNA from Schistosoma intercalatum, 2145 nucleotides. The record is from the annotation of a GenBank genome assembly. NCBI's taxonomy places the organism in Eukaryota, Metazoa, Platyhelminthes, Trematoda, Strigeidida, Schistosomatidae.